AUGACGCACCUAUCAAUCACGAGGCAACGAACUCGGAAUACCACAGCGCGGUCGGACGAACUCGACGUGGCUACCACGUCGCGCGAAGGAACAGAUAAACUACUCCGUGCACGCCACUCAGACGCAAGACAGUAUGGGAACGAAUCGAUCGCACGCAUACUGGCAACAUUGGCUAAUGCUUGCGUUAUUGGCGAGCCUAUGCGGAAUCGUUCAAUCAAAUACGAACAUAGAAAACGCACAGGGCAUAGUACGCUGCACAAAAGGAGGGAUCAUUAUUCAAAUGUUUGCGCAAAUGAUUACUGCUUAGAGAUUGACCAUCCAGAGCAGUCCGUGAACGUGCAGUUUCCUGCCGAAAUUAUUUUACAUUCUUAUCAUGUGGUAGUCAAAACUUUAUUAGGCAAUUCAACUCAAGCGUUUCACUGGGCAUGCUCUCCCAGCCCAUUCUGCGAGCAAAUUUCGUGUACAUUUUGUGCGCUAAUGAUCACCAUCCAGAAUGCUGACCACGGAAUGGCGGACCAAGAGCCGGCUCAUGAAAACAUGGACGAUGAGGAACAAGAAGAGGUUCCUGUUGAACCCGCCAGCAACGAAGCCAACGCGAACGACGAUUCUCAACAACACAAUGGAGCCCCACCAGUUCAAGAUCAAGCUCUACAGGUCCAACUUCAACACGAGCCGCGCGUUAACCGCGACGCAGAAGAGGUGUCGUUAAUUCAUAGGAAAGUCAAUCGACUUCUAGGACGUUCUGAAGACAUCCAACCCAUUAGAAAUAGGCUCGGCAGUGCGUUCAAAACGACACGUGCGAGCAAAAAGAUCAAAACAAGCACAACAUCAAAUUCAAAACUUGAAAAAAACGCUCGACGUGAAGAGGAGUUACUCCAUGUGGUUGAUCAACGCACGAUCACAAUGAAAACGGUCAUGGAACGAACCUUGAAUGCUUUGGAGCAGGUGUAUAACCAGCACGAGCAAGUCCUUCAAGAACUACAGGAGCAGAAGAACCUACUUCGUGAAUUAGCAGCAGCACCGCGGCCACCACCAUACCGCGAGCAUUCACCCCAACCAGGCCCAAGCAGCCAGCAGGAAGGGCAGGAUUUACGUUGCGCAUUUUGCGAUGGCAACCAUCACUCUAGUGAUUGUUCUCGCUUUCGCACCCUCACCGACCGUAGGCGCAAGCUUAUCGAUCGCAACGCUGCGAGCGUUGUCUGCUUAGGGCUAACCAUAUGGCCACGUCCUGUAAGAAACCAAGUUUUUAUUAUUAUUGCGGGACAUCGGGAAGGGCGGAACAGCCGCAACCAUAUGUGCGUUCGCCCGUAUCGAUUUCACAAU
Messenger RNA from Ostertagia ostertagi, 1323 nucleotides. Lineage: Eukaryota; Metazoa; Nematoda; Chromadorea; Rhabditida; Trichostrongylidae. The record is from the annotation of a GenBank genome assembly.